UCACCGCAGGCCUGGGAAUGCUCGAGUCUAGGAUUGUGUGAUGGCUCCCAUCCAGGUUCCCUUCCCUAGGAGACCCAGCUGGUGGCCCGGGGUCCCCGGGGUGCCACGGUUGGCGCCGGCCCCGAGCCACUGUAGGGCAGUGGUUGGGGCCCGGCUCCUCCUCCCCUUCCUCCGCGGAGGCUGACGUGGAGGCAGCGGCGCGGGCGGCCGCGGGAGGCGGCGGCGCGGAGGCUCGGAGGUGCCGGGCCCUCUCGGGGCUGCGCGGGGCCGGGGUGGCAGCGGCGACAGGAGCCUGAGGAGGAGAAGGGAGGCGGCCGUGCAGCCGGUCCGCGCAAGCCGGAGGGGACAUGGACGGCGAUCGGACCGAGAGCGACUGGCAGGGGCUGGUGAGCGAGAGAAAUGUGUAAAUCUUGAUGUGACCUGCCUCAAUGACAUCCGAACGCUGUGUCAGGAAUGCUUUGGUACCUGGUGUGUAAACGGAAGCUGGAGAGCAAGAAGGAGGCUCUGCUGAUCCUCUCCAAGGAGCUGGACACCUGCCAGCAGGAGAGAGACCAGUACAAGCUCAUGGCCAAUCAGCUGCGAGAGCGACAUCAGUCCCUGAAGAAGAAGUAUCGAGAGCUGAUUGAUGGAGAUCCAUCACUUCCCCCUGAAAAGAGGAAGCAGGCUAAUCUUGCACAGCUGCUGAGAGAAUCGCAGGACAGGAAUAAGCAUCUGGGAGAAGAGAUGAAAGAACUUCGGCAGAGGCUUGGAGAGGUCCAGGGUGACAACAAGCUGUUGAGGAUGACAAUUGCUAAACAAAGGCUCGGAGAUGAAGAAAUUGGCAUGAGGCACUUUGCAGCUCAUGAGCGGGAAGACUUGGUCGAGCAGCUGGAGCGAGCUAAGGAACAGAUAGAGUCGUUAGAGCAUGACCUACAGGCCUCAGUGGAUGAACUCCAGGAUGUUAAGGAAGAACGGGCUUCCUACCAGGACAAAGUGGACAGACUGAACCAGGAGCUCAACCACAUCCUGGGUGGUCAUGAGAACCGUAUUAUUGAUGUGGAUGCUCUGUGCAUGGAGAACAGAUAUCUCCAGGAGAGACUGAAACAACUCCACGAGGAGGUCAGCCUUCUGAAAUCGAACAUUGCCAAGUACAAGAAUGCUCUCGAGAGACGGAAAAACUCCAAGAGCCAAGGCAAAUCCAGCAGUAGUGCUCUGACUGGGGUCUUGUCUGCGAAGCAAGUUCAGGAUCUGCUCUCUGAAGACCAUGGGUGCAGCCUCCCAGCUACUCCCCAGUCCAUCGCUGACCUGAAGUCUCUGGCUACUGCCCUGCUGGAGACAAUCCAUGAGAAAAACAUGGUCAUUCAGCAUCAGAGGCAAACCAACAGAAUCCUAGGGAAUCGAGUGGCAGAGCUGGAGAAGAAACUAAGGACUCUGGAGGUUUCUGGUUUGUGGAGUCUUCCAGGCCUGAGCUACAAUGUUUCAGUCGGAUUCGGGAGGGGCAAGGACACCAUACUGCUCAGUGACCAGACUCUCCCCACCACACAGAGGUCAAAGUCCCCACUGUUGAAGUUUGUGGAACAACCCACUGAGAACAAGGAGAGUGCCAGAGAUGGGGAGAUUCAGAAGCAGGAAGGAGAUGAGAGCUGUGCAGCUGCUGAGGCGCUGACAGUGCCUGAGGAUGCUGGAAAGCCUGCCACAGUCAGCUCCGCAGCACCGCUGAGCAGCAUGAACCAGCACUUGGACUUUCAUCAUCCUCCGGUACCCCAGCUACCUUCCGAAGAAGUAAACACGGUGGGGAGGGAGAGUAUUCAACUGACUGAUGGACAGGAGGCUGCAGACCUGGAGGAGAUCCGAAGGGAGGUUCCCACAGAGGAACAGAGGUGUGAGCCGGGGCUGUCCCCAUCUAGCCUGGCCUCCCAGGAGGAAUUCACCACAACUCUCCAGGACCACUUGCCUUCCCAGCAGCCAGAGGUCAAAGCAUCCAGUGUGGGAGGUGACAGAGGCCUCUCAGAGGGUGGAGACACAAGAAGCACUGUGCAAACAUGAGGGGGAGAGAGACUGACGGUGACACGCUGAAGGCACCAGGGACAGUGAGGAAAGGCUGAGGCCUCCGAACAGUCGUCUAAACCCCUUUUCGCUAAACACCUUCCUGUCUGCAAAUGAGAAAAUGCUCUGAGCCUGCUACAAGCUGGGAACACCCAGUGGUGCCAGCUCUGUCUGAUUUAUUAAAGCUGCUCUGUGAGCUUCUCCGUGUCA
Mastomys coucha (southern multimammate mouse) is the source of this 2235-nucleotide messenger RNA. RefSeq names its product coiled-coil domain containing 149 (gene Ccdc149). The record is from RefSeq and is a predicted model, not a curated record. The coding region runs from base 454 to 2025 and encodes 523 amino acids. The transcript has 14 exons. Lineage: Eukaryota; Metazoa; Chordata; Mammalia; Rodentia; Muridae.